GCAUUCCUCCUCCCUCCUCUGAGACCACUGACAGUCCGUUAGCUGCUUCUGCUGCUUCUCCUCGCCGGCAAUGAGACAGCAAACACGCCGAGCGCAGUAAAAAAAAAAAAAAUGCACCGAGAUGGACUCGGCGAUACCGAAAACACGGAUACUGUUUAGCUGCCGGUUGACAACGCGCCUUGCCUUUCUGAGACGAGCUCGUUGCGCUUGCGGGGACUCGACGUCCGGGAGAGGAAUGGAUGCGACGACGGACUUCUUGCGACACUCGCCGGCCAGCUAAGAGGCUUCCACACUCGCUGUAGAAGACCGAGUGAGAGCACCCGAAACACUCGGGUUUGGGUCUAUUUUUGUGUGUGUGUAUUUUUUUCGCCGAAAGGUGUAAAUACUCGGAAUUAGCCGUGGACAUUUACAAAGUUAAAGACGAAGAGAGGCUAACGCAGCGUUGAGCUAACCAGCGGCUGUUGAAUCUCCCUUUCUUGUUUAUUAUUAUUAUUAUCGUUAUCAUUUGUUAUUUAUUUAACUAAAUACAGCUUAAACAUUUCCGGAGUUCGAGUGUAUCUGCGCGGAGAGGAGCUACAGCUGGGGUUGUUGAGUUUUAUCUUUUAAAGGACAUAAAUCAUAUGACUUCUCACUUAUGGCUGGUUAGUAUCGCGGUACUACAGCUGACCCAGCUAGCCAGCUAGGAGGCGACGCAGAUAACCAGCCGCCACCUCUUGGCCUUUACGAACCACUUUACGUUAAAAAAUAAACACGCAAAAACGUAAAAUGCACCACCAGGAGUUCUCCGGAGACCCGUCCGGGACUGGGAGCCGGAAAACGGCCUUUCACUUCAGACGGGGCAGCAGCGGCGCGUCCGCCGCCUCCUCCUCCUCCUCGGCCGGAGGCGGCGCGGCUGAAGACCACCCGACCCAGGCGGGGUCCUCCUCCCCGGGCCUCCACCACCAGCCCCUGUCGCAAGCGGCCGGGGUGAAGAAGAAGAGCGGCUUCCAGAUCACGAGCGUCACCUCUGCCCAGAACGUGAGCGGCAACAACAGCUUGGCGGACGACACCGAGAGCUACGACGACAUGGACGAGUCGCACACCGAGGACCUGUCCUCCUCGGACAUGCUGGACGUCUCCGUGUCCAGGGCCACGGACACGGGCGUGCCGGAGAGGAGCUCCUCGGAUGAGACGCUCAACAGCCUCCACGGGGUGGACACGCCUGGCCUGGUGUCCCCCAACGAGCCCCUCCAGCCUCAUUCCAUCCCCCAGGGGGCACAGCAGCACGUCGGCUUGGUGAACGGGACCGCGCACCACCAGGUCCACCACCGGCACUCCGACAGCUUGGGGGGAGGCGAGCCCACGUUGGCUGUCGCUCCGCUGUCUAGCUCCAGCCCUGCUGCGGGUUCCAGAGCCGGGCCGAGCCAGCCCCAGAGGCUUCCGGCGGCGGACAAACCCGCGGGCGGAUCGAGUCAACACGCGGCCCCCGGCGCUUUGGGGGGGGCGGCCCCCGAUCCGCACGGACAAGGCGGCGGGAACAUUCUCAGCGCGUCUGCCGCAGCUCCUCCUCCGGGGCCUGCAGGUGUUGACAGCGCUAACGCGAGCGGCCAAGCGGCUUCGGUUGGCGGAGGAACAGGCUCGCCUGCCGCUGCCCCCGGCGCUCAGAUCCAUCACACCCAAGCCCAGGCGGCGACCGGCUCCCGUUUUAGGGUGGUGAAACUAGACACCAACUCCGAGCCGUUCCGCAAAGGACGGUGGACGUGCACGGAGUACUACGAGAAGGAGGUUCCUCCACCGCCUGCGACGGAAGCGCCCAAAGCGGCUGAGCCGGCUGCGGAGGCCGAGGCGGGCGUUAACCCCCCGGGCGUGCCGGCCGCGCAGCCGCCCCACACGCUGCAGGCCUACCAGCUGCCAAGCCAGGAUUUCACGAGUCCGCAGGCCGCGCAGAGCCCGCCUCAGGGACCCGCGCAAGCGUCCCCCCCGACCUACGUCUCGCCGCAGGAAAUCGUCGCGCAGAUGCCGGCGGCUCCCGUCCCGCCGCGCGGCGCAGCAGGCGGCCCUGCGGAGGGGGGCGGCUCCCCAGCCGUGCCGGGGCCCGUCCGCUGGGCCAGCGGGCGGCAGCUCCGCCGCCUCCAGGCAGUCCCAGCGGUACGACUGUUCACCUCUCAGCCCACCGCUCCCUUCCAGACGCAGGUCCCGCACCCGCAGAUGCCCCAUCAGGGUCACGUCCCCCAGCCCGCCCAGGCGGCUUUCGCCGCGGGGCAGCACCCGGCGGCCGCCCACGGCGCCCCCUACAUGCCUCUGACCGCGCUGCAGGCCGACCUGCAGCCCCUCCUCACCCCGGGCACGUCCUUCGACCACGUCAUGAAGAUGUCCCACCUGGAGGACGCCGGGAAGCUCUUCCUCCAGCACCAGGGGCUGCUGAGUCUGCCCAGGCUGGGGGCGGAGGGGUCUUCGGGGGCCCACGCGGGGAUGUCCGCCGAGGCCAGCGCCUUCAUGGCCGCCGCCGCGGGCCUCAGGACCCAGCACGGCGAAGGAGAGGACGACAGCUCUUCAGGUGCAAGCGUGGUAGCCAUUGACAACAAGAUCGAACAAGCAAUGGACCUCGUGAAGAGCCACCUGAUGUACGCCGUGCGCGAGGAGGUGGAGGUGCUGAAGGAGCAGAUCAAGGAGCUGAUCGAGCGCAACACCCAGCUGGAGCAGGAGAACAACCUGCUCAAGACUCUGGCCAGCCCCGAGCAGAUGGCUCAGUUCCAGGCCCAAGUCCAGACCGGCGGCUCCCCGACCGGCGCCGCUCAGCCUCCGCUCCCGGCCGGCGCCGCACAACCCCCGCCCUCCGCACAGAACUCGGGCACGUCCGCGUAACACAGACACACACUGGAGAAGAUGGGACACAGAGGAGAUGGAAGGAAGAAGAAGAGGAGGAGGAGGAAGGAGUCUCGCCACACUGUGAACAGACUCUAGCGUCAAGACUACGCCACCGUUUGAAGGAGCUCACGCUUGGACUUGAACCGGAGGACAACCGACUUUUUGUUGCACAUUUUAUUUAACUGAAAGACUUUGCACCGGUGCGUGUGUGUGUGUGUGUGUGUCUGCUUCGUCUCCGACUUUUAUUACCUGCUUCAGACAAUCGUCGCGGUGGUGAUAAACGGACUGGCGGUCGAGCCUCGCGGCGGCCGACGCGAGGGAGGAGCCGAGGCCCAAGCCGACCAGCGCUCGCAGUGUGCCAUCGCCCCCCCACCCCUCCCCCUCCAUCUCGUUUCGUUUGCACUUUCCCCCCCCCCCCACACACAAACGACGGCGGACAAGCGACGAGACUCGCAUCUGGAAUGGGAGUCCCCCCCCCCCCCCCCCCGGACGUCUACCGCGGUCUGAGCGGGGCAGGCCGUGAAUAAUUACUGAAUAUUAAUUAGCUGUGUUCGAGGGUUUUCCCGUCCCCACCCUUAGACUCUCCCCCCCCCUUCCUUUGUUGGAUUAAACAUUUAUGCAGGGAAUUGAUGUUUAUAGGGAGGAUUUGUCUGUUUUUGACCAGUCAUUAAUGUCAAACAAUAAAUAAUGGAAAGGCGAAUAAAUAGGACUGUUUCUAGGUAGUGGACUUUGUACAGGUUAAAUUUUCACAAUUAAGCUCUGCCAAGUGCCUGGUUUCUAACCAUAGAUACAUAUAUGUAAGCUUUUUUUAGUCGUUUUAUCUGCGUGCGUGUACAUAUAUAUAUAUCUAUGGUUUUGCCAGGUUUUGAACUACCUGUGAUGUCCUUACUCAGGGUGGGAACAGAAGAGGAUGGUUUACCUCGACACUAAGAUGCUGUCUCUCCUGAAGUGACACACGGCCUCGUACUGUAUGCCAACGCUUCACUCGCUCAAAUGACCUGGACUGUUUUUACCAUUUGGGGACGUGUGUAGUUUUUUUUUUUUUUCUUUCUUUUUUUUUUUAAAUGUUUCUUUCUUUGUUUAUUCGUCUUUUUUGUACAGCCAAGUGUUUUGCUCGUAGUGCAACUGGAGCGCCAGAUAAUGGCUUGGCAUUAAAAAAAAAAAAACAAAAACAGAAAGAAUAAGGAAAAUGCCUCGCAGAACAAAUAUGUGGAUGUUUUGUGCAUGUUCCUCAGCCCAUCACAAAUGUGACGUUACAAUUGCACUAGACAGUUGCACCUCAAAUAAAAAGAAAAAAUAAUAAAAAAAAAAAAA
Messenger RNA from Mugil cephalus (flathead mullet), 4161 nucleotides. RefSeq names its product TSC22 domain family protein 1-like. NCBI's taxonomy places the organism in Eukaryota, Metazoa, Chordata, Actinopteri, Mugiliformes, Mugilidae. The coding region runs from base 766 to 2844 and encodes 692 amino acids. The transcript has 4 exons. The record is from RefSeq and is a predicted model, not a curated record. Gene Ontology annotation, biological process: regulation of transcription by RNA polymerase II.